AUGAAUAAAGGAGGCAUAGGAGGAGCUGGUGUCGGUGGUGGCGGUCCAACGGCUGCGGCUGCAGUUGCUGCCGCUCAGAAACAGAAGACUUUGUUACAGCGAGUUGAUGGUGACAUUGGGAACAUAGUUGACAAUUUCAGUUUCCUAGUUAAUGUAGCAAGGGUCAAUGAUCCACCUGUUAGAAAUUCCCAAGAAGCUUUCAUGAUGGAAAUGCGAGCAGCAAGGAUGGUGAAUGCCGCAGACUCGCUGCUUAAGUUGGUGUCGGAAUUGAAGCAGACUGCAAUCUUUUCAGGAUUUGCUUCCUUGACGGAUCAUGUAGACCAGAGAACGGAGGUGUUGACACAGCUUGCAGAAACAACAGAUGUGAUGUUGGCCAGGAUUGGAGAGGAGGCAGCUGCUAGUCUGAAAGAUCUCGAGUCUCAUUACUACUCUUCUGCACAGCGAACAAGUUUGCCACCAAUGGAUGAUAGUUUAGGUCAAUAG
This is a messenger RNA of Oldenlandia corymbosa var. corymbosa, 483 nucleotides long. Lineage: Eukaryota; Viridiplantae; Streptophyta; Magnoliopsida; Gentianales; Rubiaceae. The record is from the annotation of a GenBank genome assembly.